CUUGAAAUUAAUUUAUCCGUUGCAAACAGCUUGUCAUUUGUUAUUCUUUUGUCGUGAAUUUUUUGUGAAUUUCGCAAUUGGCCAGGAAGAACUCCCAGGAAAUCCCGGAAAUUGAUAAAUAAACUCCCAAAACCUCAUAGUGCAGAAGAAUCUCAGUGAAAACAAAUAUAAAUCAUGGCAGAAGCCGUCUCAGAACCUGUUCUUCUGCAUCAUUUCAAAUUUGGCCCACGGGAUAUCACAUCCGUGAGCUUCAAUCCCAAGGAAGAGAAGCUGGUCACAACGUCAAGUGACGGAAGUCUUGUCCUCUGUCACUACACCAAGCAGGAUCGGGUAGUAAAGUACACUGGGCACUCUAAGGCCAUUCACGAUGUUUCCUGGUCACCAACGGGAAGUGUCUUUGUCACAGCCUCGACAGAUCAGCAUGUUCGGCUUUGGUCCCCAAAACUCUGUGGCAAGUCCAGAGCUCUCCAUGCCCACACAUCGGCCGUGAGAACUGUGAACUUUGACACGACGGGGAAGUACUUUGUGACUGGAUCAGAUGACAAAUCCCUGAAGUUGUGGGUCACAAAGGACUUCACGUUCAUCAAGAGCUUCUUGGGCCACACAAAUUGGCUGCGAUGUGUCCGGGUGGCUUCCUAUGACAAUCUCAUGGGCAGUUGCGCUGAUGACAGAAUGGUCAAGAUCUGGGAUUUGGAAACAGGGCAGUGUCUGCAUACGUUCCAGCAGAGCAAAGGACUUCCCAGGAAUCUUGCCUGGCAUCCGGAUACGCCAAUGUUUGCUGUUGCUCUGUCCAACAACACUGUUAAGCUCUUUGAUAUUCGCACGAAGGAACUGAUUCAGUAUUACAAGAAUCAUUCUGAAGCUGUGAAUUCAGUGGCUUUCCAUCCCAAUGGGAAGUUCAUGUUGUCAGGCAGUGACGAUGGAACAAUGAAGGUUAGCGACCUCCUGGAAGGACGCUACAUUCUCUCCCUCAAUCCACAGACGGGACCCGUGAAAACCGUGACAUUUUCCCCCAAUGGACAUCUCUUUGCUUCCGGAGGAAAUAAUUCAGAUCUACUUCUGUGGAAGUCUAAUUUAUCCGAUGAUGUGGCAUUAGCUGAUGAUGAUUCUUUUCCUUCACAUGCCAAGGAAGAGGUGGAAGAUAACGAAGAUUAGAAUAUAAUUGUCUUUUAUCCUAUUUAUUAUUAAUUCAAUAAAAUUUGUUCUGAUUGACAAA
Molecule: messenger RNA, 1216 nt
Organism: Phlebotomus papatasi
Lineage: Eukaryota; Metazoa; Arthropoda; Insecta; Diptera; Psychodidae
Gene: Poc1
Product: POC1 centriolar protein homolog B
Exons: 3
Coding region: 175-1155 (326 amino acids)
Molecular function (GO): protein binding
Source: RefSeq, a predicted model, not a curated record